This is a messenger RNA of Australozyma saopauloensis, 375 nucleotides long. RefSeq names its product mitochondrial 54S ribosomal protein bL34m. Gene Ontology annotation, molecular function: structural constituent of ribosome. Lineage: Eukaryota; Fungi; Ascomycota; Pichiomycetes; Serinales; Metschnikowiaceae. Bases 1 to 375 code for a protein of 124 amino acids. The transcript has a single exon. Gene Ontology annotation, cellular component: ribosome; mitochondrial large ribosomal subunit. Gene Ontology annotation, biological process: translation. The record is from RefSeq and is a predicted model, not a curated record.
AUGUCGUUCUUAUUUAGAUCUGUCCUGGGCAUCCCUCAGGCCAUGGCUCGCAACAUACCCCUCAGCCAGGCUGCCAAUAUCAGCCGGCGCAAUUUUUCCUUGUUCACGAAUAACCCAAGCACUCUUUCAAAAUUCACAGCACAACGUUCCAGUCCCGUCUUGGCUAGUCCAGCUGCUGCACCACAGCCAUUAAACGCAUUUUCUCUUAUCACGUCACUCAUGCAAAAGAGAUUCAAGACCAGAGGUAACACCUACCAGCCCUCCACCUUGAAGAGAAAGAGAACCUUUGGCUUUUUGGCUAGAUUACGUGACAGAAACGGGCGUAAGGUGUUGGCCAGAAGAAGAGCCAAGGGCAGAUGGUACUUGUCUCAUUAG